CAACUCUUUUGCGUGCGUCAGCGGCGUCGUGCGCGCGCCCAUUUUUACGCACGUCUCCGGUGUGCGUGCUGCAGGUGUAGCCCUGGCCCCACCCACAAGGCAAACUGCUGUCAGGCAGAAAGUUGAGGCUGUCAGUCCCAGCAGAGCAGCGCCGCAGAGGGAGCGUCAACAGCAUCCAGAGUUCCAGAGAAACAGAGAGGACUUCCCUGCUUCGCUCGACAAACUACGGCAGCUGAUAGAAGCCAAAGUUCACAUCCUACAAUCCCCCAGCACUGAGGAGCAACAGGGUUCGGUGUGCGAGGAGAACCCAGGGAGAGGAGGACUGUGGAGGUUUGCAGCUUUGAGUGAAGAACUGACCUUUCACCUCCAGCAGCUGCAGAGACAGACAGAGCAGGAGCUCAGCAACAUACACAUACAACUCUUGCAGAUUGAAGGCCGUCAGCACCUGCUCGCCACUGAGCUUUUUAAUCUUCGGGAGAAGAAGAAACAGACCGAACAGGAGCUGCAGAGAAACUCCAGCCUUCAGGCGUCCACUUUUCAGCUGUGUGCUUGUCGCGAGCUCCAGGCCUCCAUCACCGAGCGUUUGCUCCAGUCAGAGAGGCUGGUGUUCCAAGAGGAGGCACUGAGCGCGCUCCGUAACCUACUGACCCAAGACCUGCAGAGGUACCAGGAAGAGACGCAGAAACUAACCUGCUUCACACAGAAAAUACUCAGACAAUCCCACAGGUCAGAGGAAACAUACAGCAGCAGGCAGAGUGACCGCAGCAUGCAGGGAAAGAACGAGACAGAACAAGAAAACAACAUGCAAUCGCCCAAGUCCUAUUCCUCCCAAUCACCCCUUAGUCCUCACACCAAAGAAGAGGCAGAGCAGGCCUGGAGAGCCAGUCACAAGAAGCCGUCUGCAGGCCUGUCCCGCACUUCAAACCUGCACCGAGCCGGCAGCAUCAAAGACCUGAUCAGUAAAUUCUCUGGUCAGGAUUACAUCUCUUCUUCCGGAUCUCCAAAGAGCCCCACUUCUGGAGCAGAACGAGUCCUAAAGUCUGUUUCCAUGGAGGCUCUCGCGUCUCCGAAGUCCAAGUCGAGUCCAUCCACACCGACCAGUGUCGGACAAGAAGAGAGUCCAGUUCCCAGCAUCACUGUGACCCCUCCGUUCAGGGAAAGCAGUCAGAACAGGGUGCAACCAGCUCAGAAAGAUCCUAAAACUAGUCAGAUCACUGCAAGAAUCGAUUGUCCAGUAGGAGGCAGCGCUGAGAAGACCGAUUCAAAACCAAGGAACCAAAUGCAAACCACACACUCUGGUAGAGACUCGGUGGCUGACUCCGGCAUGGGAUCGGAGACUGAAUUCGAUUCACACAAGCAGCCAGACAGCCCAUCAGAGGACGAGCCCUCCACACCACGGGCCGUGCCGACCAGCCAGAACCCAAAAUAUCAGCUGUUCCUCAACAACGAGAUGAGGACCAAUGGGGUGAGCAGCAGGGAUGCAGAUGGUCCGGGAAGCGGCGGGUCGGUGGGGGAGAACGGCCCCAGGCUGGCCCGAUGGGAGACCAACCGGCUGGGGACGAACCACUACCGAGGGUCUCUGGAGUCCCUGGCCUCGAGGGACUGGGACACUAUGUCUGAAAGGUGUGGUAAUGUUGACAGCUCUCCCAGGGUGUUCAACAGUCCGUAUGCCACGGCCACCUCCAUGGAUUACAACCCCAUGUACCGAAUGUCUGAGUUCAAGGGUGGACUGUCCCCUGCCACCUCAGAGAUGAACCUGUACGGCUUCAACAGUCGCAGCACCAGUCCAGUGGGCAUGGGCACUCCCACCCUCACCUCCCGCCCCCGCUUCUCCACCUACGACACCCUGGUGAGGAGGAGGACCGAGAUCAACAGCACUGUGGUGCCCUCCCACACCCACACCCACUACAGCAUGCGCUCUGCCACUCUGGGAGCCCCCAAUAAAAAAGACUACAUAGAGGAGUUGACCAAGCAGCUGGACGCCUGCCAGAAGCGUAACCAGUUCCUGGAAGCAGAGAGUGUGGAGAUGGAGAAGGAGAGGAACCAGAUUAGGUUUGAGAUGCGCGGCCUGCUGGUGAACAACGAGGACCUGCUGAGGACCAACACUCAGCUGACCAACGAGCUGAAGAGGAUGAGAGAGCAGAUGAUAGAGAUGGAGAGAGAGAAACAGUCCAUGGGCGAGAAAGUCAGAGAGAUGGAGAUUGAGGUGAAGGAGGCCCGGAACGUGAUGGUGGAGGCAAACACUCAGGAGUACGCCUUCAAUUUUCUGGAGCAGUCGCUCAAAAACAGGAUCCAGGAUGCUGAGGAGAACCUGGAGAAGCAAACGCAGCACGCCAAGACUCUGUCUGAGAAGUUGUGGCUGACAGAGAGACAGCUGGAGGAGCUGGAGGUCAACCAAGGAACCAGAGACAAGAAGACAUCUGAACUCAACAGCACCAUCUUCAGGCUGGAGAUGGAGCUGGGCGAGGCCCUGCAGGUGUCCACGCAGGCUACAGCAGAGCUGAACCUGCAGCAGAAGCUGCGUGAGGACAGCACGCUGAGGGUGGAGGAGCUGGAGGAGUCUCUGCUGGAGAAGGAGCAGGAGCUGCAGAGACUGCAGGCCCUCGUCAACAGACUGCAAGGAGAGGUCUCUGGUAAGCUGAUUGAUAAGGAGCAGACGCUAGAGGAGGAGAUCCAGCUGAGGGAGAAGAUACAGCUGCAGUGUAAGCAGGCGGAGAGGAUGGUGGACGACCUCCACAUGGAGCUGCACACCGCCAACCAGGCCAAAGAAGACCUGAUCAAACAAGUCAAACAGGCUCAGGAGAAGAUGAUCGACCUGGAGAGCGAUCUGGAGGAGCUGCACGACAGCGAGCAGAGAUGGGCCGCCAAACACAAGAGAGCCAUCGAACAGACUGAGCAGCUGCAGCUGAAGCUGAUCCAGGAGAAAGACCUCAACGAGCUGCUGGAGACUGACAAAGCUGCCAUGGAGCGACAGCUGCGUGAGCUGCGUCUGGAGGUGGAGGAGCUUCACAGCUCCAGAGUUCAGGAGGACGUUAUCUCCAGGACGGAGAGCAGAGUCAAAGAGCUGGAGAACACUCUGAGGACCGAGGAGAGGAACAAAGCAGUUCUGACAAACACCAUCAGUAAACUGGAGAGGAGGAUCAACGAGCUGAGUGACCAGAUGGAAGAGGAACACAGGAUAGCUACUGAACAGAAAGACCUGAUGACCCAGAGGAUCCGCUCCCUGAAGCGCCAGGUGAACGAGGUGGAGGAGGAGGCGAGCAGGAAGGAGGCGCAGCACCGCCACACCCAGAGAGAACUGGCCGAGGAGAGGGAGACAAGCAGCCGUCUGCAGAGACAGCUGCUCGACCAGCACAUGCAGACAAAGCGUAAGGAGACUCUGACCAUUCGUCAGACUCUGGACAACCUGAGGCUGGACCUUAGUGUCGACGAUGAAGACGACGAUCAGCUGCCGCAGCAACAGACCACCAGCGUCACCAAAGUCUAAACCCUCACCCUCCUUUUCUUCCGUUCUACAAAACAUAAAGCAUCUUCACACUGACAGCGUCAGGGUGCGUCCACAUGUGACCAAGCUGCCACUUUAUUACAGCCAGGAGGCAUUCAGUCCAUUCUAUUGUGAUCAACACUCAACUUCUCAGGAAAGAACAGUAUUGGCUGAGGAUGAGGAGUUCAUAUUCAUCAUCAGGAGUUUCAGCUAUUGAGGGAAAUGGCUAGACAAGAAAAAAGAAGUGUUCAACUUUUUCCCCCAGCAGGAUUUUUUCUUUUGUCACUGUCGGCUCCAUUUUGCUAGAAGUUGCAAAUGUUGAUGAACACUUUUUAGUUUUUACAGAUUGUAUUUCCCAGUAAUCUCCUAGGAAGUGUCCUGGAAAGAACUGUGUAAUCUGGUACUAAUUACAGGAGAAAAACAGACGAAAUCAUUCAUUUUCCUCCAUUUAAACACGUGUAUAUAAAUCUAUAAUGCAUUUAUUACUGGAAACCUUAUUCUCCAUACAUGUUGAGUUGUAGACCUGCUAGUAGACCAGUUUGACUAAAAACACCUUAUUUUUUUCUACCAUUAGUAUCAAAUGACCUAUUUCUUUGCAGGAAACCUCUGAUGAAAUUGUUAGGAAAUUACCUUACAGAUGUAUUGCCCUCUCCUGGUGGCCAGCAGGAAUUACAACAGUAAUCUAUUCAUAAACACUCACAAAGAGCAGUGUAUACACAGCCUCACUGUCAGUGUGACUGACUCAGACGCACAAUGAAGACAUGUUUAACAUUAUCUUUUCUCCUUUUCUAUUACAUAGAAUAUUAAAUAGAAGAAAAUAAUAUAAAAAUAAAUAGAUCGUGCCUUGGUAAUGAAUGCGCAGGAGCUUGGUGCAGAGAGACAUAAAGGGAAAGCUUGCUGUGGACAAUAAUGGCAUACAGUAAUAAGGAUUUGAUAAAGGUGCCUUGUUGUUUUUAAUCUGUUCUCGCUACAACAAACCAAAUGAGCUUUACACAGCCAGAAGUACAUUCUGGAGAGAGGAAUUUCUACAUUAUCCAGUUGCACAAAAGCUUUAUGGAAAAAUAUAUUUUUGGAAAAAGUUCAAACUCAAAGAAUCAGCGGCUCCUUGUAAAUGUGACAAACUUCUCAGAUUUUGCGUUGUUUGUUUUUAUUUGUUGGAGCUUUGCUGAUUUCCCCUGUUAGAAGCUGUGUAGUUUAACACAUUCACCUGCAGUAUUUGAACAUAUUCCACACUGGUUGCUGACACACUACUGACUGCAGAGGAGGGACCUUUGGAUGUGAUUGUAGCUGUUUUUGAUUAACACACAAUUACGAAAUUAUUUAUAUUGAACUUUGUUAAUGUUGUUUUUAUGAUUUGAAGAUUAUUGAACGUUCUGUGUUUGCAAUUGCUUGCGGGGCAAAGAAAUGAUUGUAGAGAAUUACAUUUUUUUGUAUUGUUUUAGAGAUGUGUUUUGUUAAAGGGGUUUACCGCUGUACUGAUACUUGCUGUGCUUCCCACAUACAGUAUCUGGUUAUGAAAAAAAAAGAAAAUCUCACUACACACUUGGCAUUAAAUCUGCAUCUUUAUUCAUUUUAUCAGAAUUCACUAAUUUCACAAAAAUAAAAAAGUUUUAAAAUGUUUAAAAACAGCUGAGACGUUUUAGCUCUCAGAAGUAGAAUAAAUGUCUGAGUACAGUUUGGAUCCAAGAUGUGUGUUAAUGCAACUUGUGGAAGAGGAAAAAAAAUAGAAUAUUAAUUAGAAACACAGUUUAUAUGCUAUGUGGUUUUCUGUAGCAUCUGUUUAAUGUGUUGUAUGCUCCUAUUUUGGAAGAAAUUACUUUUCUUUUCCCUUUAAAAGAAAACUAAGCGCACAGACAGAAACAAACAGGGCUCGGUUGUUGGUUUCGUUCUCAGAUACUGACUGUGGCCAAAAAGUUAGCCAAAACUUAAAGAAUGAAAGAAAAUAAAGAAUGCUCACUUCCUCCUUCUGAUUGAACGGUGAGUACUUUGAACCCAGGCAACCGUCCAUGCUCGCUGCUUGUAGGACGUCUGUCGUGAACACAUAAAGCUAAUACUCAGAUACAGUUUGGAUUCUGUUAUGUUUACAUUUGUUGGUGUCUUUUGCUGUAUUGGAAACAGGAGUAUAAAUCAUAUUUCAGCUGUUGGGAAUGUAAUUGCUACACCGUGUCACUAGUGUUUUAUUUUUAAUUUUUAAGGAAAAAGCGAGGGUGUCUACACAUAUGUAAAAAGAAAUUGAACACACUGACUUAUUUUUGUAACUACCUUCAUUCUACCGGUUCUGCUGUUCUCGGGUAUUUAUUUUUGUUUUUCCGAUUCUCUCUUUUGGUGAGAAGUUUCUUAGUACAAAUUGCAAGUAAAGUCUUCUCCACUCUGAA
This is a messenger RNA of Morone saxatilis (striped sea-bass), 5859 nucleotides long. RefSeq names its product cingulin-like protein 1. The record is from RefSeq and is a predicted model, not a curated record. The transcript is spliced from 23 exons. Lineage: Eukaryota; Metazoa; Chordata; Actinopteri; Moronidae. Gene Ontology annotation, cellular component: myosin complex. Bases 767 to 3487 code for a protein of 906 amino acids.